Molecule: messenger RNA, 253 nt
Organism: Cetraspora pellucida
Lineage: Eukaryota; Fungi; Glomeromycota; Glomeromycetes; Diversisporales; Gigasporaceae
Source: the annotation of a GenBank genome assembly
GUUUUAGAACAAGAACUUCAAGCUUUUAAUCGUGCGAAUGCAGUAAAAAAUUUAAUUAAUGAUCGUCAGUUCUGGAUCGACAUUGAGCAAUUGCGAAAUAUUCUUGGGCCAGUGAAACGGGCCGUAAAAAGCUUAGAGUUUCGAACUACUUUGUUAGCAAACAUAUUUGUUGAGCUAGUAAAAAUGGCUAUAUCAAUUCAAGAAAUUUCAGUUAUAUAUAAUAGCCAGUUUCAGCGUGACUUUCUUGAACAUG